Messenger RNA from Cladophialophora bantiana CBS 173.52, 1131 nucleotides. RefSeq lists its product as uncharacterized. The transcript has 2 exons. NCBI's taxonomy places the organism in Eukaryota, Fungi, Ascomycota, Eurotiomycetes, Chaetothyriales, Herpotrichiellaceae. Bases 1 to 1131 code for a protein of 376 amino acids. The record is from RefSeq and is a predicted model, not a curated record.
AUGGCCAAAAAUGACCAGCGAUAUUUCAAACUUUCAAUCUGUUCCCUUAUCGCCUUUGACACCCUUGGACUUCGCCAGCUUUUGAGCACUGCAACAAUGGAACACCGUAGCGUCAGCAAUCGCGAGGGGUCGGAGCAACAGGUCCCGCCUGGAAGAGCAGCACCGGACAGCACUCGACAGAUCCAGCGCCUGCAACUUAGCCAGCUCGUCAGUGAGAUGGCCAUGAGCGUGAAACUCCCCCGGAAACGCAGCGGCUUGACGCCCGUCGCACGCGACAAAUAUGGAGUGCCGAUCAUCAUAUCCAAUCGCGCUGCGAAGGUCGGGACACGCCGACGCAGAGCCCAAGGACAGACAGAGCCACCAUAUCCCCGAUCCCCUACGUCGAUUGCGCGCAGGCCUUUGCCUGUGCCUUUAUCUGUGCCUGCUCCCGCGGCCUUCUCAGCAGAUUCUCGCCAAUCCAAGGGAGACAGAAAGGACAAAAGCAGAAGCAACAGUAAUGGUAAUAGGCAAAUCAAUGAUAAUGACAACGGUAAUGACAAUUCGGCCACCGCUAGUGACAUCCAAGUUCGGGCACCGGGCAGCGGUGGAAAAAGUGGAGAGACAAACAGAGGUCAACGGGGACACGCGGGCAAACUCACGCUCAUUUCGGCCGACCAACUCGAGGAUCUCCGCGCCGACCUCAUACAGUCCGCCAGGGAAAACAGCGACCUUCGCCACGAAGUCGACAUGCUGGAGCGAAAGCUGGCCCGCGCCGAGGAUCAGAGGGAGACGUACUGGGCGUGUGGCGUGGAGUGGGCGCGUCGCGAGAAAGGACUGCAGAAUGAGCUCGAGCACUGGAGGGCGCAAGGAGAGGCGGCGACGAAGUGGGGUUCCGCCAUUGAAGGAGCCGCGACAUACGGCUUCGUCGGCGGCCGCGGGUUCGGUGGUCGUGAUGAACUCGAUGAAGAUCAAGGCCAAGGGUCAGGGCUGGGGCUUCAGUUCGAGCUCGGAUUCAAUGCUGAGGAUAGUGGGACAGCUUUCGACACUGGCUUCGACACAGACUUUGGCACUAACUUCGGCGCUCAUCCGGGUCUAUUCACCGCAGCGGGGGGAGGAGAGGAGUUGGACGAGGAGCGAGACGCCAUGAUGUAG